Messenger RNA from Scheffersomyces amazonensis, 2329 nucleotides. RefSeq lists its product as uncharacterized. Gene Ontology annotation, cellular component: phagophore assembly site membrane; extrinsic component of membrane; cytosol. NCBI's taxonomy places the organism in Eukaryota, Fungi, Ascomycota, Pichiomycetes, Serinales, Debaryomycetaceae. Gene Ontology annotation, biological process: autophagy of mitochondrion; protein localization to phagophore assembly site; protein lipidation. Bases 205 to 2145 code for a protein of 646 amino acids. The transcript has a single exon. Gene Ontology annotation, molecular function: protein binding; phosphatidylinositol-3-phosphate binding; phosphatidylinositol-3,5-bisphosphate binding. The record is from RefSeq and is a predicted model, not a curated record.
CAUAUUGUUCUAUAUACCAUUCAAAUAUAUUAGUAAAGGUCUAAGUAUAUGACUAUACUGUACUAAUUGUGGGUAUCCCAUUUAGGCAAUACAACGGUGUAAGCGCGCUAGAGGUCAUGGCCCAAAAAAAUAGUGUGUCAUAUUUCGGAACUUUACCCUAAAUAGUUCAGUAAUACAAGCAGAAUAUACGGUAAGAAUCACAUAAUGGUGAUAAUAAACGACUUAUCAUUCAAUCAGGAUAGUUCGUGUAUAUCGUUAUCCACAUCGGAAUAUCAUAAGAUUUUCAAUUGUGAACCAUUUGGAGAAUUUUAUGCUUCGAGUAGUCAGGGAGGCGUAAAACGGUCUAUCUCAAAUUCUAUAGAAGAAGAGAAUAAUAUUAAUAAUGGGAUACGACUGAGAACUAAUAGUAAUAGUGCAGGAAUUGCAAAUGGGAAUAAUAAUAAUAUUAAUGAUGAUAGGAUCUUUGGUAAUGUUAGUGAUCCAAAUAUUAAUGAUUCAGGUUUAUACCCCACAGCUUAUUUAAGAAUGUUAUAUUCAACAUCUUUAACAAUUAUUAUACCUGAAUCUACUAGUAAAUUAGGUAGAAGAGUUUUAAAGAUUUAUAAUUUAAAACAAAAUCUUAAAAUAUGUGAAUUAAAUUUUACAUCGAAUAUUAUUAAUAUUAAAUUAAAUCUGAAACGUUUAUUAGUCAUUUUAGAAGUUGGACAAAUUUAUAUUUAUGAUUUAAGUUGUGUUCAAUUGGUUAAGAUUCUUCAAGUUAAUUCAUUUUUAAAUGAGAAUACUAAUACUACUAGUCCACUUGUAGGAGAUUUAAGUUCUAAUAAUAAAUCUUAUCUUGUAUUACCUAUCUCAUUAAUUAAUGAUCAAACUGAUUUAUUUAAUACAGAACCGUUAUCAAAUAAUAAUAAUAAUAAUAAUAAUAAUAAUAAUAAUAAUAAUAAUAAUAAUAAUAAUAAUAAUAAUAAUAAUAAUAAUAAUAAUAAUCAAAUAACUUCUCGAGGUAAUUCUCAACCUUCAACUCCCCUUUUAAAGCCAAGUGAUUCAACUAUUAUAAAUAAUACUUUAAAUUCACUUAUUGUUUAUACUUCAAAAGAUCAUCAUCUUCCUAAAACUUCAAAUAUUACUCUUGAUGAUUUGAAAAAGGAUAGUUCAGGUUGGUUAAUAGUAUAUGAUACUAUUGAAUUAAAACCAAAAUUAAUCUUUAAAGCUCAUAAUUCAGGUAUUGGUAAGAUUAAUAUUUCUGAUAAUAAGAUUGCUACUGCUUCAGUAAAGGGAACAAUUAUACGAGUAUUUACUAUUGAAGAAGAUAGUAAUAAUGAAACCCUUCGUAUAUCAAAAGUAUUAAGUUUAAGAAGAGGACAUAAUUUAGCUAAGAUUAAUACUCUUAGUUUUAAUAAUGAUAAUACCAUAUUAGGUUGUGGAUCAGAAAGUAAUACUAUACAUUUUUUUAAAUUAGAUGAUAGUGGCAAAUAUGAUGAUGAUAAUGAUAAUGAUGAAGAAGAUUUACAUGAAGAUAGUGAUAAUGAAGGUGGUAGAGGUAGUAAUGAAGAAGGAGGAGGUGGCGGAGGAGAUUCAAGUCGAUCAUCAGAAGAUUUAAAUGAGAAUUUAGCUAAUUUAUUAGUUUCAAAAAAACAAUCAUCAACAUCUCCUAUUGAAGAUAAUGAUGGAAAUGGUUCUGGUAGUGGACAUUCAUAUUUUAGUUUUGCAACUCUUAAACAAACUAAGAAAUUAAUUAAUAAUCAAUAUACUAAAUCAUUUAUUAAGAAAUUACCUUAUAAAGAUUAUUUUGAUAAUUUAAUAUGGGAACCUCCUAGACGUUCAUUUGCUUAUAUAAAAUUACCUGAAUAUACUCCACCACAUUUUCAUCAUCAUUAUUAUGAUAAUGAAGAUAAUCAAAGAUAUAAUCGUAUUCAAGAUUCUCCUAAUAAAGUUGAAAUUGGGUAUAAUAAUCUGUUGAUAUUAUUGGCUAGUUAUCAUACGGGGAUAUUCUAUCAAUAUCAAUUACCCAAUCCUCAACGUAAACAUCAUCGUCAUAUAAGUCAUGGGAAUCGUCGUGGUAGUAAUGGAGAUAAUGGUAAGCAUGAGGAGCAUGAAGAAGAGAAGAGAGAGGAGUGUUAUUUGAUUAAUCAAUAUAACAUGAUUUAAUUUAGUUUAGUUUAGUUUAGUUUUGUUUAAUUUGGUUUGAGUUGUAGGUUGUUUUGUAGAGUAGGGUAGUUAGGUUAGGGAAGGUAAUACAUAUUCAUGAGAUAAGUAUUGUGCGGUAUUGUAUUGUACUGUUAUUGCAUACUGUGACUAUAGUAUGCAGCUCUACUGUAACUGUACUCUGUAC